Molecule: messenger RNA, 6660 nt
Organism: Balaenoptera acutorostrata (minke whale)
Lineage: Eukaryota; Metazoa; Chordata; Mammalia; Artiodactyla; Balaenopteridae
Gene: WWC2
Product: WW and C2 domain containing 2
Exons: 23
Coding region: 367-3945 (1192 amino acids)
Biological process (GO): negative regulation of organ growth; regulation of DNA-templated transcription; regulation of hippo signaling
Cellular component (GO): cytoplasm
Molecular function (GO): molecular adaptor activity; kinase binding
Source: RefSeq, a predicted model, not a curated record
GGAGCUUCCCGGAUCCGAGCCCAGACGGCGGCGGCUCGGGCAGCCUGGGCGCCGCGACCCUCGGCGGCCACAGGGGGACGGGGAGGAGGAGGAGGAGGAAGAGGCGGAGGCAGCGGCGGCGAUCGCGAGGAGGAGGAGGAGGAGGAGGGUUCGCUCGCCUGCUCCGACGCAGACAUGGUGGACUGAUCCCCGGCGGGGCCGAGAGCAGGGUUUCCUGAGGCGCCCCCGCGCGUGGCCCCGCCGCGCCCCGCGCCCCGCGCCCCGCAGCCCCUCGCCGGCGCCCGGGUCGGGCCGGGCAGUCGCGUUCCCGCCGCGUCCCGCGCCCGGUCCCUAUGGAGGCGCCGCUCGCCGGCGAGGCCGCCGACCAUGCCUAGGAGGGCCGGGAGCGGGCAGCUGCCGCUACCCCGGGGCUGGGAGGAGGCCAGGGACUACGACGGCAAGGUCUUCUACAUCGACCACAACACCCGGAGGACCAGCUGGAUCGACCCCCGGGACAGGCUAACGAAGCCCUUGUCGUUUGCUGACUGUGUUGGUGAUGAGCUGCCGUGGGGAUGGGAAGCCGGGUUUGACCCUCAGAUUGGUGUCUACUACAUCGAUCACAUAAACAAAACCACGCAGAUUGAAGAUCCAAGGAAACAAUGGAGGGGAGAACAGGAGAAAAUGCUCAAGGACUAUCUGUCCGUGGCUCAGGAUGCCCUCAGGACGCAGAAGGAGCUGUACCACGUGAAGGAGCAAAGACUGGCCCUGGCCCUGGAUGAAUACGUCCGGUUAAAUGACGCCUACAAGGAAAAGUCGAGCUCUCGCACCAGCUUAUUCUCAGGAUCUUCAUCCAGUACUAAAUAUGACCCUGAUAUCUUAAAAGCUGAGAUCUCCACUACGCGAUUAAGGGUUAAAAAGCUGAAGCGAGAACUGUCACAGAUGAAGCAAGAAUUGCUCUAUAAAGAACAAGGCUUUGCAACCUUGAAACAAAUUGAUAAAAAAAUGUCUGGAGGCCAGAGUGGCUAUGAACUUAGUGAAGCCAAAGCCAUCCUAACUGAACUGAAGUCUAUCAGAAAGGCCAUUAGCUCAGGAGAAAAAGAAAAACAAGAUCUGAUGCAGAGUCUUGCUAAGCUGCAGGAGCGGUUUCACUUGGACCAGAGCAUUGGCAGAUCUGAGCCAGACUUGAGAUCCAGUCCUGUGAACUCUCAUUUAUCUCUCUCCAGACAGACCCUGGAUGCUGGGUCACAAACAAGCAUUUCCGGGGAUCUCGGAGUGAGAAGUAGAUCAAAUUUGGCUGAAAAGGUCAGGCUGAGCCUGCAGUAUGAAGAAGCCAAAAGAAGCAUGGCCAACUUGAAAAUCGAACUGUCGAAACUGGACAGUGAGGCCUGGCCUGGGGCGCUGGACGUUGAGAAGGAGAAGCUGAUGCUGAUUAACGAGAAAGAAGAACUUCUGAAAGAGCUUCAGUUCGUCACGCCCCAGAAGCGCACCCCGGACGAGCUGGAGAGCCUGGGUGCCGAGAGGCGGCGGCUGGAGGAGGAGCUGCGGUCGGUCCGGGGGGCGCCCAGCCGAGCUCUGGCCGAGAGAUUGAAAUUGGAAGAACGAAGGAAAGAGCUGCUACAGAAACUUGAAGAAACUACUAAAUUAACUACAUAUUUGCAUUCACAACUUAAAAACCUCUCCGCCAGCACCCUGUCUAUGUCGUCCGGGAGCAGCCUGGGCUCCUUGGCCUCCAGCCGGGGGUCUCUGAACACGUCCAGCAGAGGGUCCCUCAACUCCCUCAGUUCCAGCGAGCUCUACUACACCAGCCAGGGCGACCAGCUGGACCCGGAUUAUCAGUAUAAACUGGACUUCCUCCUGCAGGAGAAAGGUGGUUACAUUCCUUCCGGACCCAUCACCACCAUCCACGAACACGAAGUGGCCAAGUCCCCCAGCCAGCCUGGCCAGAGCGGUCCCUGUGGGGCAGCGGCCGCGGCCCCGGGCCACGCUCCCGCCCUGACCGAGGCCCCCAAGUCCGUGACGUCCCUGUCCUCCCGGUCCUCCCUUUCCUCCCUGUCCCCGCCCGGCUCUCCCUUGGUCUUAGAAGGCGCGUUCCCCCUGUCUCCCCACGACGUCCCUCUCCAUCAGUUCUCUGCUGACUUUGAGGACUGUGAAUUGAGCAGCCACUUUGCAGACAUCGGCCUCGGAGAAGAUCCGCUGUUGCUGGACUCUGACCCGGGAGGAGUGCCCCCGUCCCUCUCAGAGGAUAAGGACCUCACCGAAUGCGCCAGGGAGCCGCCGCACGAAGGGCCUGCAGAUGUGGAAAAAUCAUUACCAAAAAGAAGAGGAAUCCACUUGCUUGGGGAGAAAACCGCUUGCGUGUCGGCUGCGGUCUCGGAUGAGUCCGUGGCUGGGGACAGCGGGGUCUAUGAAGCUUUCGUGAAACAGCCCAGUGAAGUCGAAGAUGUUCUGUACAGUGAGGAGGACGUCGCCGUCAUGGAGACGGCCCAGGUGCAGAUCGGACUCAGAUACGAUGCAAAAAGGUCAAGUUUCAUGGUGAUUGUAGCACAACUCCGCAAUCUUCAUGCCUUCCUGAUACCUCACACUUCAAAAGUAUACUUUAGAGUUGCUCUGCUUCCCUCCUCAACUGAUGUCAGCUGUCUGUUUCGAACGAAAGUCCAUCCAGCCGCGGAGUCCCUGUUAUUCAGUGAUGUGUUCAGAGUGGCCAUCUCCCAGACAGCCCUGCAGCAGAAGACACUGAGGGUGGAUCUGUGCUCCGUCAGUAAACACCAAAGGGAAGAGUGCCUGGCGGGAACUCAGAUCAGCCUGGCAGAUUUACCCUUUUCCAAUGAGAUUUUCACUCUGUGGUAUAACUUGCUUCCUUCAAAGCAAAUGCCCUGCAAAAAGAACGAAGAUGAAACUGAGGAUUCAGUAUUUCAACCAAGCCAGCCACUAGUAGAUUCUAUAGACUUGGAUGCAGUGUCAGCCUUACUUGCAAGAACAUCAGCGGAGCUUUUGGCUGUGGAACAAGAAUUAGCACAAGAAGAAGAAGAACCAGAGCAGGAAGAAGAGCCAAGGGGUCCAGAUGGAGAUUGGUUGACCAUGCUGAGAGAGGCCUCUGAUGAAAUUGUGGCUGAGGAAGGGGCUGAAGUGAAAUUGGCAGAGGGCAGUUGCUGUGCAGAAGACGUAAGCUCAUGCCCGAGUGUGCCUGAGAUGAAUGAGGACACAAGUAAGACAGAAAACAACUGUGCCAACGACCUUGGGAGUCAGCCAGCUGCAGGAGUGCCCGCCCUGGUUGAUAAAGAGACAAAUACCGACGAGGCGGGCAGUGCCAGCGUGGCGGUCCGCCCCAAAGACCGCAGCGGCCUGGGCCCCCGGCAGCGCCCCUUCGUGCGGAGCAGCGUGAUCGUGCGCUCGCAGACCUUCUCCCCCGGCGAGCGGAGCCAGUACGUCUGCAGGUUAAAUCGAAGUGACAGUGACAGUUCAACCCUGGCUAAAAAAUCACUAUUUGUGAGAAACUCCACCGAACGGCGAAGUUUGAGAGUCAAAAGGGCGGUGUGCCAGCCGGUGCUCAGAAGGGCAGCGCCCGAAUGCCCCGUGCGAACCUCUCUGGACCUGGAGCUGGACCUGCAGGCCUCGCUGACCCGGCAGAGCCGCCUGAACGACGAGCUGCAGGCCCUGCGGGGCCUGAGGCAGAAGCUCGAGGACCUGAAAGCCCAGGGCGAGACGGACCUUCCGCCGGGCGUGCUGGAGGACGAGAGGUUCCAGAAGCUCCUGCGGCAGGCCGAGAAGCAGGCCGAACAGUCCAGAGAAGAGCAGAAGCAGGACCUGAACGCAGAGAAGCUGAUGAGGCAGGUCUCCAAGGACGUGUGCCGGCUUCGGGAGCAGAGCCGGAAGGUGCCCCGGCAGGUGCAGUCCUUCAGGGAGAAGAUUGCCUACUUCACCAGAGCGAAGAUCAGCAUCCCGUCCCUGCCGGCUGAUGACGUCUGAUUACAUCGCUGACGAGAUCGUGUUUUCACCUCUUCAUUUCUUAGGGAGGGCAAAAGACUGAACAUUUUCUUGUUUGGGGUUUUGUUUUUUGUUUUUUGGGUUUUUUUGUAAUAUAACUGUCAAUUCUUACAGAGCUUUUAUUUCACAUCAGAUUUUCAACAUGUUAAUUUGUAAAGUACCUUGAAUGUAAUUCUUACAUGUUUAAAAAAAAAAAAAAUCAGAUAACCCAAACAGGAUCAUCUGGUACACAGAUGUACAGUGUACGUGUAUCGCCAAUGGGCUUUAUUUGGUAAAAAUGGAAUAGAGGCGGGACCCAGCGUGUAUCCUAUUGAACCGACUGUUGAGAAAUAACUCAGUUUAGCAGCAGGCGGUUUUCGCUUUUCCUUUGUUUUCCCAUGGGCAACUAUGAAGCUGGCAGCGGCGCCAGGUGAUGCUUGGUGCUAGAGGGCAGCUCGUUCAGCGUGAGGUUGAACUUGAGCAUGAGCUUCAGUGCAGAGUCCCAGGUCCACCUGAAACAGGUGCUGCGUUCAUUUCCAUCUCCUCUGUCGGAACACGUUGUUUCCUUAAAACAACUGCCUUUCUUGGUCCUUUUCUAUUUGUCUAAAGAAAACAAAAACAAAACGCUAAGUGCAGGAAGGCAAGAAUGCGAAGGAGCAGUGCUCCCAGCACACUACAGAUCCCGUGAUGCAGGACUUUAAGGGUAGGGAGAUGAAAGGAGAAAGCCAGUUCGCCUCAAAUACACUAGAAUCAGCACGUCAGUGGGCAGCUGCUGCUUCUCGCUCAACCCGAUUGCGCGUUGGUGUUCAGACGUGAGUGUCUGGCUUGCACCAGUCAUGCUUCGUCCUAGGUGUGAGGAUGGUACCAAGUGGGGGAAGGUAGGGGCCCAGGGUGCUGAGCACAGACAGUGCUGGUACUGUGGAGGGGAACGCAUGAGCAUCACUUACUGAAACCAGGAACAGAGCAAAGGGUAUCUUGAUUGAAUCAAGGUUGCCAAAAUUUUUUUAAAUACUUCAGUAAACAGGUUUCUAACAUUUACUAGAAAUUACUUUGCAGCUGUCAUUUUUAGGGAAUCCUAUCUAUAACUUGUGGUAAGGAGUUGGGAGGCAAAGAGAAGAGAGUGCCUGGGGAGAUUAUUAAUUUGAAGUAAAAGCUGAGUCAUUUGUAAAAAAUAAAUAAAUAAAUAUAUAUAUAUUCCAGGCAAACAAGAUGGAAACUGACCAAAGUUUCCUCCAGUGGAGAAGUUUAGCUUACCCGACCCAAGCACUUCUUAAAAGAAACAAAUCCCCAGGUUAGCUCUGCCAGCAUAAAAGGCUUUUAAAAGAAAUAGUUUUAUGCAAGUUAAAUCAUACAUAUUACUCGGUCUGUAAUACUGGAAGAGGCAAUGUUUGGUGAGCCAUCUUAUGUAACAAGUGAAAUCAAUUUUUUUUUUAAGAGAUGAAAAAAUCAUCUUAAAGGAAUGGGCCCCUUAAAAAAAAGAAACACAAGUUCUGUUCCUAAGCUAGAAUCCUCAUUGGUAAGAAUAUUUAUUUGAAAGUAAUUACACAUGUUUUGGAAGGUUCAUUUUAUCAGAAUCAAAAUUCAGAUCAAGCCAUUUCUGAGCCUAGAACUGUAAUGACUUUUUCCCAAGUGUCCCAUCGUUUAUAUACAAAAGUCUUUGAAGGAAUAACUGGACGUGACACUACUUUGAACAAAAACCAGCCUCGUGAAUUGACUGAGUACAGUCCUUGCAGGCGGCCCAGUUCAUCCUGUUAGGUGACCGAGGAGAACUGGAGGAAGAGCACCGUUCAUCCUUGUCGAGGUCAAAUGUGAAAAACAGAAGUUUAUUUAAUGUAGAGUUAAAUGAAGGUCAGCUGUUUUCAGCUUCUUAGUUUGACCAUGAAAAUGUUUAUAGGAUUAUGUGUGGUUGUACCGUACGAUUUUAUUUUCUUCAUUUAUUUAUUUACGGUCUUAUUUAUGUUCUGUUUAAUAUAUAGUUCGGUUCUGGCCAUCUUAAAUGUUUGACACAGAAGAGGCUAUAUUGGAAUAUUUACAGCUUUAUAAAUUCCAUCAGAUUAGCUGUUAACUUUUUGUACGACAAAGAGUUUCAGACAAGCAUAAAAGAAUAAAAUCUGUCUCAGGCUGGUAGUUAGCAGUUGUGACCAAGAUGCUUUUGGUUUUAUUUUACAGCAUUUGCUCAUUUCUAACAUGAGAGACAAACUUAAUAUAAUCCUUUUUCACUCUUUAAAAAUCAGCAAUAGUGUUAUGUAUUUAUAGGCAGCUUUUAACAGUCCUGUCAUAUUUGUACUAACCCAAAUGAUUCACAGUGACAAAACAUUUUAAUAACUUGCUCACAAAACCAUAUGGACAACAUGAAUUUUAAUAUUAUAAGUACUAUUUUUUAAAGGUAGAAUUUAUUCUUCACAGGGUAAAAAGAAUGUAAUAUUUAGUUCUCAAGUUUGAAGUAUCAGUAUGUUAUUACAAUUUUGUAUAUCAGAAUCUAAGUGUUACAGGUACAAAAAGAAUAUCGCUAGCCAAAUGAACAAAGUUUAGCUGAAUCUCUGUAGCAUGCAAAUCAAAUAAAUUUAAAAUCUUUUUUUGCUAUUACUUUAUAUUGUAUUAAAUAUCAAAAGCUCAGGACUGAACUAAAUAUUUAAUCAGGUUAAAUUCUGAAUAUGUUUCUGUUUUAAUUUGUCUUGUUUGUAAAAGUAUGCAAAUACAUCACAUAGAUUAACUCUG